UUACAUACAGGUCGUGGUGAUAAGAUGAAGGCCAUGCAGGUGAUUUUCUUGACUUUGCUGUCUGUUCUGGCAGCCAGCGCUCAGGUGUUGAAGUUCGCCAAAUGUCCCAAACCAGCUGUUCAAGCCAACUUUGAUGCUUCCAAGUACCUUGGUAAGUGGUAUGAGAUCAUGAAGCUGCCAACAUCCUUCCAGAAAGGCGAGUGCAGCAUUGCCACCUACAGCCUGAAGAGUCAUGGAGUCAUCGGGGUCCUCAACAGUGAGCUGCUUGACAAUGGAACCGUUAAUUCUAUCGUCGGCUCUGCCAAGGUCAAGGACCCCUCUGAGCCUGCUAAGCUAGAGGUCUCUUUCUUUGAAGGAUCUCCUCCUGGUCCCUACUGGGUGCUGUCCACCGACUACAAGGGUCACUCUCUGGUCUACGGUUGCGUUGACUACGGCCUGUUCAGCAUCGAGCUGUCCUGGAUCCUGAGCAGAGAGCCCACUCUGUCUGAGGAGACCGUCGAGGAGCUGCACAGCAUCCUGUCCUCCAUUGGAAUCGAUGUAAACAAGAUGGUGCCCACCAACCAGAAUGAGACUUACUGCAGUGCCAUGAACCAGUAA
Cyclopterus lumpus (lumpfish) is the source of this 597-nucleotide messenger RNA. RefSeq names its product apolipoprotein Da, duplicate 2 (gene apoda.2). Gene Ontology annotation, biological process: lipid transport; brain development; tissue regeneration. Bases 25 to 597 code for a protein of 190 amino acids. Gene Ontology annotation, molecular function: lipid binding. The transcript has 5 exons. Lineage: Eukaryota; Metazoa; Chordata; Actinopteri; Perciformes; Cyclopteridae. The record is from RefSeq and is a predicted model, not a curated record.